Messenger RNA from Trichoplax adhaerens, 421 nucleotides. RefSeq lists its product as uncharacterized. The record is from RefSeq and is a predicted model, not a curated record. The annotation marks the transcript as partial. NCBI's taxonomy places the organism in Eukaryota, Metazoa, Placozoa, Uniplacotomia, Trichoplacea, Trichoplacidae. The transcript has a single exon.
AUGUCUAAAACCAAAAUUGUCGAUCUAUUUGCUGGGCCUGGCGGACUUGGCGAGGGUUUUUUGUCCUUAAAGGAUGCAUUUGAGAUAUGCGUGUCUGCAGAAAUGGAUACUCAUGCACGGUCGACGCUGCGCCUUAGGUCCUUUUAUCGAAUGCUCAGAAAUGAGAGGGCCGACUGUUUGAGUGAUUACUACGAUUAUUGCAAUGGAAUCACUGAGACAGCAUAUAGCAAAAAUACAUAUGACCUUUGGGAAAAAUCUGGAGAAGAAGCUAGGCGAAUUGAGCUAGGCUCAAUAGAAGGAAAUAAAGAACUGAGAACUAGGAUAAGCCUGUCAGGAUUAGAUAGCGAUGAUAAAAAGUGGGUCUUAAUCGGUGGUCCGCCCUGUCAGGCUUAUUCUCUUGUCGGCCGUGCCAGAAACAAAG